UGUAGCAAUUUCGGUAAUCCCAGAACUAUCCCUCAUUUGAUAAAAGAGUGGAGCACAUGCGCCUGUCAAAUUACUGACGUCACAACAGGUUGAGGCGGUUGCAUAAAGGAAAAGAUAAUUAUGCAAAGAACAUAAGGUGUUGAAAUAUCUAUAAGUGUUAAAAGUGCAAAGACCCCUAGAUUUUUUCGUUCAGACUUUCGUUCUACAACAUAUGUGAUUUUUGAAACUAAAUCUCAGGUCUUAUUUAUUUGCCACCAACCUCUGUUUUCUCUACAAAUCGCUCAUAGACGUUUCUAAAAAAUCUGUUUUCUCUAAAAUCAAAAUGGUUUCUUCGAGAAUAGUCGAUUACCAUGAAGAUCUCGUGGAAGAACCCGAAGUUGAGUUACCUCAGAUGGUUUUUGCGGAUGGCGAGGAACCAGUCGGCGUCAGAGUGCUUACUUACCAGUCUUCUCGAGCAAUAAACACCAUACUUAAUGCUCUCAACGAAGCUGAGAUCCAGUACCUGAGAGAGUCGUCGUUUGGUAAACUCAUCGAGAUAGCCGAAAAACCUGCAUUUUCUGGUAGAUUUGCUAGAUAUCUACUAUCUCGACAGUUGAAGGUCGAAAAAAAACACGAAGCUUGGUUUCGGUUUGCCGGAAAUCCUAUUAGGUUUUCAUUGAGGGAGUUUGCCAUAGUCACUGGGCUUCCUUGCGGUGAAAUCCCCAAAAAGCAGAAGAUGAAGAAGAAGAAUAUCAACGAGAAACCUUAUUGGCCCGAACUAUUUGGGAGUAUGGAAGAAAUGCGAGUAUCUCAGGCUGUGAAGAUGCUACGAAAAAAAACGGUUACAGAUCCAGAUAUCCGGAUGAAAUUGGCAUGCCUUGCAAUAGUUUCAUCUGUGUUGCUGUCAACAAAUCUUAAGAUGAAAAUGCUAAAGGAGUACGCUGAGCUACUUGGAGACAUAGAAGAGUUUUUGUCUUUUCCAUGGGGUCGUAUUGCAUUCGAUAUGCUGAUGACCAGUAUCAAAAAAAGGGAUGAGAUAUCCUUGUCUCAAGAUACCAUUGCGCUUAAAGGCUUUGCUCUAGCUCUCCAGCUUGUAAUUGUUGAAGCUGUCCCUGCUUUGACAGAAGUGGUUCAGGAUGCGUGUUCUUCUUCCGAAUCGGAAAGUGAUGAUGAUGAAAUAGAGUCCCCUGUUAGCAAGGCAAGGAGGAAGACUUUGAAUCCUGCCCACGCAAGGGAAGUAGACAGAAAAUCGGAGGUAAACAUCAUAUUUAACUGAAUAAUUAGUACUAAUAUUAUUACCUAUAUUAAUCGUGCUUGUAGUAAUUAUUUAACCGGAAUUGGAUACUUCCAUGUUGUGUAGGCUGUUGUGAACAGCAUUAUCCCCGAAGAUCCUCAUCGGCCACUCAAUGAUUCUGUUUUGGGUUGGCCAGACGAGGUGUUUGAUAUCAAAGUUGACAACCUUUUGAAGCUUAUAUUUCAAAAGUUUGUGUUCUCCAAAGAUAUGUUCAAAGGUGGAGUAACAAAAUCUGAUGUUGAGAAGAUGCGGGAAGACUCCAAACCAAAUGGCAAGAAGAAGCAGACCCGAGGGAAGGAGAAACAGAGCAUAGAAGCAGAAGAAGAUAAAAUUUCACCAAUUGUGCUUUCCCUUCUCAAACCUGAGCUCCAGCGGAUCGAAGGCAAAGUGUCGUCUGGCAUUGACUCCAUGAAACAGUUAGCUUUGUCAUCUGUACAGUACAAAGAUGACGUUCUAGCCACUGUGUCUGGAAUGAUAAAGCAAAUGAAAUCGGAAAUUCUGGUUUCACUUGCCCAGGGUCAUGCACAUGAGGUUUCAGGGUGUCACAAUAUCAUCCUGUCAGAUGGUCAUGUCUCGAAGCCAAGUUCUUCGAAACAACUAACCGGUCGAAGCGAGGCCGGUAAUGGGCAUGCUGCUUCAGAGUGUCACCCAAUCAAUCCGUCUUCUUCCAAUGCAUCUAUCCCACCUUGUUCCAACCAACCUGCAGUGGAAGGUGAUGACGAGAAUAACAGGGUGAUCGCUAAUGUGUUGGAAAAUCUCAGUCAUUAUUCAACUCCUCCUGGAUCACCCAACCAACCACCUGUAAGAAUCUUCCUGUAGUGCAUAACCGGUUAUUUGUAAGAAAGAAAUCACCGGCUAUUUGAAGAUAAAUCCGGCUUCAUGAUUGCCUCAUCAUAUAGAUUGAGUAAACAUAUAUUAAAUCCAUAAUUAUAAGUGUGUUACCGGUUUCAAUUAGUGUAUUCCGAUUUCACUUUUUAGGUUUCCGACGGACGUGGUCAAGACGAAAUCUCUUCACUACCAACCGGUGGUAAGCUGGGUGAAAGCAAACAUCAACUCAGGUCUAUAUCUCGUCCGGAACUUAAUGUAAGUAUGUCUAUAUUAAAUUUUGUAACUUACUACAUAUGUUGAUUUGGGUUACAGAUAUUUAUCAAAAUGUUGCUACCUUCAUAAUAUCUUUUAUUUUAAAGGGGACCCUCGUACUCGCCCAUCAAGAUAAAAAUACCAUUCCUCGACGUACUCCUCUUUUUGAAUUUAACAACGAAGCUUCCUCAGGAUCAAAACUGUUUGCCCCCGUCCAAAAAUGGCAGUCGAAACAAAAUCUCGCUUAUGCCGCUACAAACGUGAAUGUCGGAGAUAGCAGACCUCAAAUGAGUACACUAUCGGGGCACAGCGGAACGGAGGAUCGCCUUAGAUCAGAUGUAUGGUCUCCGACCUCUUCUUGAUUAUAAUGCUCAAUUUAUGACAAGCGCAGUCAUAACAAUAUUAACACAUAUAUGAUAUUGCAGUUCGAUCAACCAU
Messenger RNA from Raphanus sativus (radish), 2791 nucleotides. RefSeq lists its product as uncharacterized. The record is from RefSeq and is a predicted model, not a curated record. The transcript has 2 exons. NCBI's taxonomy places the organism in Eukaryota, Viridiplantae, Streptophyta, Magnoliopsida, Brassicales, Brassicaceae. The coding region runs from base 323 to 1255 and encodes 310 amino acids.